AUGUCUCAAAAAUUCACACCCGCUGAAGUGGCUGCCCACAAAACUGCCGAUGAGGGCCUCUACAUCAUCAUCGACAACAAUGUUUUCGAUGUAACCAAGUUUGUCGACGAACACCCCGGCGGUGCAAAGAUCCUCAAGCGUGUAGCUGGCAAGGAUGCCUCGAAGCAGUUCUGGAAGUACCACAACGAAUCUGUGCUGAAGAAGUACUCGCCCAAACUGAAGAUCGGCGAAGUCAAGGAUGCCGCGAAGCUGUGA
Molecule: messenger RNA, 255 nt
Organism: Penicillium griseofulvum
Lineage: Eukaryota; Fungi; Ascomycota; Eurotiomycetes; Eurotiales; Aspergillaceae
Product: cytochrome b5-like heme/steroid binding domain-containing protein
Exons: 2
Coding region: 1-255 (84 amino acids)
Cellular component (GO): membrane; intracellular membrane-bounded organelle
Molecular function (GO): heme binding
Source: RefSeq, a predicted model, not a curated record